This is a messenger RNA of Paramacrobiotus metropolitanus, 1387 nucleotides long. Its product is annotated as sulfotransferase 1B1-like. Lineage: Eukaryota; Metazoa; Tardigrada; Eutardigrada; Parachela; Macrobiotidae. Gene Ontology annotation, biological process: sulfation. The transcript is spliced from 7 exons. Gene Ontology annotation, cellular component: cytoplasm. The coding region runs from base 202 to 1194 and encodes 330 amino acids. Gene Ontology annotation, molecular function: sulfotransferase activity. The record is from RefSeq and is a predicted model, not a curated record.
UAAUAACAAGAAGGCAAUAACAAGACAUAAUAUGCGGUUUACCGCGCAUCGCUAUAAAAACCGCAUCAUGUUUUGCAUAAAGCCACAAUUAAAUUUUGAAAUAAUUUGUGACAAAAUAUAACGGUAACGUCAAACUCUUUUCCGCUGCCCUGCUCUCAGGUAUUCUUUUCCGAUAUUUCUUCCCCAAGUGACCGCUUUAACAUGGCGCAUACGGAAUUUGUGGGACAAUCAGCUGAAAUUCCCUGUACAACAACCGCUACUAUCAACGCCGCCGCGACUGCUGCAGCGACAGCCGCUUUUAAGUACAAAUUUGGCGAUGAAGGGUACCUACUGGAUUAUCACGGUACCAAAGUGUGUUAUCCCAUGUACGAAAGCCUGCCGGUUGUGGAGCGCUUCCAAGCAAACGAUAAGGACAUCUGCAUAGCCUCCUUCCCGAAAUCCGGGACGAAUUUGAUGGCAGCGAUCGUUUGGAUGAUUCUGCAUGACGGUGAUCCUAAGGUGCCUCAUCUGGAGUAUGCGCUGCCGGGAAUGCCACCCAACAUGUUGCCGGCUAAUACGCUGAACAAGCAAGCGGGACCGCGUGUCUUCUACACUCAUUUAGGAUAUAAUGCGCUACCGGAAAGUAUCAAAACCCAUGCCAAGGUAAUCUAUAUCGCGCGCAAUCCAAAAGAUGUCAUCGUCUCCACGAAUUAUUUCUUCCGGGCGUUGAAAUUUAAACAGUUCACGGGUACAGUGCAGGAGACCUUCCAGUCGUUUAUGAAUAACGUCUGCGCCUUUGGUCCGUACUUCGACCACGUCGCCGGAUACCGACGACACGUGAGCGAUAUGGCCAAUUUGUUUUUCAUCACUUACGAAGAAAUGGUGCAGGAUGUGGAAAACAUUAUAAAGAGAGUUGCGCGUUUCCUUGGGAAAGAACUGGAUAACAUGCAGAUAUCUAACAUUAUGCGAUGUUGUUCGCGUGAGCAAAUGCAAAACAACCAUACAACCAAUCUGGCCCAUCUGCACCAAUUGGGCUUGAUGGAUUUUAACGUGUCACCAUUCAUGCGGAAAGGAAUCAUUGGUGACUGGAAGAACCACUUCAGCCCGGAACUCAAUCGCCAAGUGGAUAAAUGGAUUGAGCAGGAACAGCAACGUCUUCACAACGAACUGAAGGGAUUUCAUUUCCAGUACGAAACAUACAAUAUCGCGGCUUAAAGAGCUUCGCUUGGAUGCUUCGAAUUCGAUGUUUGUCUAUAACUUUACUUGAUUCGUCUUGCACAAAUGUUAAGUAUUGUAAUGCUUGCGUAUAUGGAGUGCGUUAGCGUUAAACUGUUAUCGAAAUUGAUAUUAUUAUUAUUGGAAGUAUAAGCGACGUUGGCUUGAAUAUUGUGAAGAAAUGCAACACUUA